AUGGCUCGCGACGGAAGCAGCUCACCGGCCAAGCUCGAGCGCGACGAGAGGGCUCCCGUCGUCUCCGUCGGCGCCGCCGCCUACGAGGGCCCCGACCGCAUCAGCUCACUCGCCGACGCGCUGCUCCACCACAUCCUCGUCUUCCUCCCCGUGGUCGAGGCCAUCCGCACCUGCGUGCUCUCCCGCCGCUGGGCCCGCGUCUGGACCGGCCUCCCGCGGCUGCGGCUCGACGACGGCGCGGCGGAGGCCGUUGGCUCCUUCCCGGCCCUCGUCGACGGCGUCCUCCGCCGCUACGACGCCCGCGUGAACCUGCGCGACCUCACCGUCUCGGCGCACGUCGGGGAGGAGGAGGAGCUCGGCGGCCUCGAGAACGACGACGUCGUCUCCCUCGUCGGCGCCGCCGCCCGGCUCGUCACCGGCCGCUUCCGCCUCGACGUGUCGCGCGGGAUCAACAUCUCCGAGGACUACGACGAGGAGGCCAACCUCCUCGCGCUCCCGUGCUUCGAGAGGGCGACGGAGAUCGCCAUCUCCAUCGCCGACAUGGCGGUGCAGCUGGCGCCCGACGACCACCGCGGCCGCACGUUCGCCCACCUGACGAAGCUGCACCUGUCGAACACCUUCGUCGCCGACGAGGGCGAGCUCCUCAGCGAGGUCGUCUCCCAUGGCUGCCCGUGCCUGAAAACCCUCGAGCUCAUCGACAUCCACGCCGGCGCCAGGGAGCUCACCAUCCACACCACCUCGCUCCUGACCCUGUGCGUCGUCUCAAUCAACGACUUGCAACUGCUUGAUGUAGACGCAGCCAAUCUCCGAUGGAUGAAGGUGAAGGAUUGCUUCGACAUCGAUGCGGCGGAGACGGAGGGGUCGGCGAUGUCGCUGUUGACGCCGGCGAUGGAGGAGUUCUACUGGAAGGACUGCUGCCCCGAGGAGGUUAAGCUCGUCAGGGAACCUGCAGGAUUCAUCCACAAGAUCGCAUGCGUCGACUCUGCUUCGACAAAUUUGUCGUUCAUCAGCGGAAGCCAAUCGUUUUAUACUAGGAUCUUGCAGCUGUUCUCGAGCACUUGCACUGAAGUUCUUCAGAUCGAAUUUCCUAUUAAACCGGUACAUAUGAUCUAG
Oryza sativa Japonica Group (Japanese rice) is the source of this 1113-nucleotide messenger RNA. RefSeq names its product putative F-box/FBD/LRR-repeat protein At4g03220. The record is from RefSeq and is a predicted model, not a curated record. Lineage: Eukaryota; Viridiplantae; Streptophyta; Magnoliopsida; Poales; Poaceae. Gene Ontology annotation, molecular function: protein binding.